UGUGCGGCUGAUGGGGAUUCUGCCGGCUACGGCCUCCACCCUGGCUGGGGAGGGUGCUUGUGCAGGCCCGACCCCGGCCCAGCGGCAGAAGGAAUCAAAGAGCGGCAGGAGCUCGUCCAAAGCCACAGGGACCCUCCCGCGUGCAAGCAGCGCUUAACUGUGCUACGUGCAUGUUGUCCAAGCCUCGCACGACGCCCCAUGUCACGGGUCGGGAGUAAGACUGGCACACAGCCCAGCCAGGCGGGGCCCCAGGACCCUCACUGCCCUGUCCUCCCCAGGGUGACCCGGUGCAGCCACCAUGUGUGACAACGAGGCCACUCCAGACCCCAGACCCAGCUUGGAGGAGCCCAACCGACAGAAUGCUGUACAGCGCGUGGUGGCCUUGCCCCUGGUCCGGGCCACCUGUGCCACUGUCUCCAAUGCUUACAAUGCCACCAAGGACAGGCACCCGCUGCUGGGCUCUGCGUGCCGCCUGGCAGAGCACUGUGUGUACAGCCUGACCACCUGUGCCCUGGGCCAUGCCCAGCCGCUGCUGGACCAUCUGCAGCCCCAGUUGGCCACAGUGAACGAUCUUGCCUGCAGGGGCCUGGACAAGCUGGAAGAAAAGCUACCCUUUCUCCAGCAGCCCUCGGACACGGUCGUGACCUCGGCCAAGGACGCAGUGGCCAGCGGGGUCACAGGUGUGGUGGACCUGGCCCAGCGGGGCCGGCGCUGGAGUGUGGAGCUAAAGCGCUCUGUGACCCACGCCGUGGACGUCGUGCUGGGCAAGUCGGAGGAGCUGGUGGACCACUUCCUGCCCAUGACGGAGGAGGAGCUUGCGGCCCUGGCAGCAGAGGCUGAGGGCCCAGAAGUGGGCUCGAUGGAGGAUCAGAGAAGACAGCAAGGCUACUUUGUACGCCUGGGCUCCCUGUCCACGAGGAUCCGCCACCUGGCCUAUGAGCACUCCCUGGGGAAACUGAGGCAGAACAAACACCGUGCCCAGGAUACGUUGGCCCAGCUGCAGGAGACGCUGGAGCUGAUCCACCGCAUACAAAGUGGGUUGAGCCCGAUCCCCGCGUCCCAGUCGGGGAAGGUGCACGAGCUGUGGGAGGAUUGGAACCAGAGACCCUUGGAAAACGCGGAGCGGGAGACGCUGGUGCUGUCGCGCAGGCUGACCCUGGAGCUGCAGAGCUCGGCGGAGGCGCUGGAGGCCGACACGCACCAACUGGUCCGGCUGUGGUUUCUCCAGCUGGUCAGUAACGGGAAACAGAGGCGGGACAAGGGCCCUCCUGUCCUCUGA
This is a messenger RNA of Fukomys damarensis (Damara mole-rat), 1279 nucleotides long. RefSeq names its product perilipin 5 (gene Plin5). Bases 299 to 1279 code for a protein of 326 amino acids. NCBI's taxonomy places the organism in Eukaryota, Metazoa, Chordata, Mammalia, Rodentia, Bathyergidae. The transcript has 8 exons. The record is from RefSeq and is a predicted model, not a curated record. Gene Ontology annotation, cellular component: cytosol; lipid droplet. Gene Ontology annotation, biological process: lipid storage; positive regulation of triglyceride storage.